Molecule: messenger RNA, 529 nt
Organism: Fukomys damarensis (Damara mole-rat)
Lineage: Eukaryota; Metazoa; Chordata; Mammalia; Rodentia; Bathyergidae
Gene: Ccl26
Product: C-C motif chemokine ligand 26
Exons: 3
Coding region: 222-506 (94 amino acids)
Biological process (GO): positive regulation of GTPase activity; chemokine-mediated signaling pathway; inflammatory response
Cellular component (GO): extracellular region
Molecular function (GO): CCR chemokine receptor binding; chemokine activity
Source: RefSeq, a predicted model, not a curated record
CCCGGCCACAGCUCUCCGAGGUGUGGCAGCCCCUCGGCUUGUCCCCCAGGCUAUAUUUCCUGACCUUCGCUGGGGGAGUGGGUUGCACCGCUUUGGUUGGAUCACUAGAGCCACUUUUGUUUUCAAUCAUCAAAUUCUCUGGAACUACCUUCAGGGACUGCUUCGCCUCAUAAAAGGGGAAUGGACAGGAGGGACUCGGGAGAUCUCGGAGACGAGGCACCAUGAAGAGUUCCCCCCUGAUCGUCCUGGUUCUCCUGGCCUUCCUGCUGAGUGUUCACCCUGCAGCUGCCAUGCAUGGCAGUGACACAGCCAAGUUGUGCUGCUUUCGCUACAGCACCAAGAUGCUGCCCCGGAGCUGGGUGCAAUCCUACGAGCUGACUCAGAGCAGCUGUCCCCAGCAGGCAGUUGUAUUCACUACCAAAAGAGGCAAGAAAGUCUGUGUCCAGCUGAAGGAAAAGUGGGUGCAGAAAUACAUUUCCUUACUGAGAACUCAGAAGCAACCAUGACGCUAAUGAAUUUUCAGUCCAAG